This is a messenger RNA of Aureobasidium subglaciale EXF-2481, 1377 nucleotides long. RefSeq lists its product as uncharacterized. Bases 1 to 1377 code for a protein of 458 amino acids. Gene Ontology annotation, molecular function: acyltransferase activity, transferring groups other than amino-acyl groups. Lineage: Eukaryota; Fungi; Ascomycota; Dothideomycetes; Dothideales; Saccotheciaceae. The record is from RefSeq and is a predicted model, not a curated record. The transcript has a single exon.
AUGGGCAAGAAACCAGCAGCACCAUGCUACGUCCUCGGCGUUGGCAUGACCAAAUUCAUCAAGCCCAGAGGCAAAGUCGACUAUACAGAACUAGGCUUCGAAGCCGGUGUCAAGGCCAUGCUAGAUGCACAAGUCAACUACGAUGAUGUCGAGCAAGGUAUCGCCUGCUAUUGCUAUGGCGACAGCACUUGUGGUCAACGCGUCUUCUACCAGUUUGGCAUGACCCAGAUCCCCAUCUACAAUGUCAACAACAACUGCAGUACUGGUUCGACAGGGCUAAAUCUUGGUCGUACCAUGAUUUCGAACGGAGCUGCUGAUUGUGUCUUGGUUGUCGGAUUCGAGAAGAUGUUCCCAGGUUCCUUGCAGAGUUUCUUCCAGGAUCGUACCAACCCUACUGGUACCACUGUGGACAUGAUGAAGGCGACCAGAGGUAUCACCAACGCUCCUGGUGCUGCUCAAAUGUUUGGUAAUGCUGGUAGAGAGUAUAUGGAGAAGUACGGAGCGAAGAAGGAAGACUUUGCUGAGAUUGCUCGAAUCAACCACGAACACUCGAAGCGUAAUCCUUAUUCGCAGUUCCAGGACGAAUACACACUGCAACAGGUCAUGGACUCAACGUCGAUUCACGAACCCCUGACAAAGCUGCAAUGCUGCCCUACCUCAGAUGGUGGUGCAGCCGCAGUCCUGGUUUCCGAAGACUUCCUAAAUGCUCGACCCCAUCUUAGAGAGCAAGCGAUCCUCAUUGCUGGUCAAUGUCUUGCAACUGAUGCGACUUCACUGUUCUCGCGCAGCAGCAUCGACCUGAUGGGAUACGAGAUGACAAAAAAUGCAGCAAAGAGGGCACUGGACGAAGCAGGUGUUUCAAUAUCCGAAGUCAAAGUUUGCGAACUCCAUGACUGUUUCUCGGCCAACGAAAUGAUUGUCAUUGACGCACUCGGGUUGAGCGAACACGGCAAGGCACACGAGAUGGUGCGCAAAGGAGAUAUCACUUACGGCGGUAAGAUGGUCAUCAACCCAUCUGGUGGACUUAUCUCCAAGGGUCAUCCGCUCGGUGCCACCGGCAUUGCACAAUGUGCCGAGUUGGUAUGGCAUCUCCGAGGCUGGGCCAACAACCGAUUGGUCAAGGGCACUACAGUGGCGUUGCAACACAAUCUCGGACUGGGCGGUGCCGUGGUGGUCACGGUGUACAAGAGAGCAGAUGGCAAGGCAUGCGAGUCGAUGGAUUCGCAGACGGUCGGCCAGAAGAACGGGCUCGGCUACAACCCAGCUGUUGAAGCCAAGGGAUUCAGCAAAGACCAAGUGAACCGGGUUCGCAGCAAGGUGCACAGGAGUGACUGGGCGCUGGCAGACACGGAGCGAAAGGUGGAGGCGCGAUUCUGA